Molecule: messenger RNA, 2379 nt
Organism: Fomitopsis serialis
Lineage: Eukaryota; Fungi; Basidiomycota; Agaricomycetes; Polyporales; Fomitopsidaceae
Product: indigoidine synthase A-like protein
Exons: 16
Coding region: 1-2379 (792 amino acids)
Molecular function (GO): pseudouridylate synthase activity
Source: RefSeq, a predicted model, not a curated record
AUGAAGCGCAUCUCUAUCCGACGCACACAACCCCGUUGGCGUACAGGACCCAAACGGACAUUCGCCACGCUUGAGGUACUUCGGAAUACAGGACCCGUAGACAUCCACCCAGAGAUCCAGGACGCUCUUGCAACGAAGAAGCCAGUUGUGGCACUAGAAACGACCAUUGUCACCCAUGGGAUGCCUCAGCCUGUAAACCUGCAGACGGCCCAGUCGGUGGAGAACGUUGUUCGGAGUACAGGUGCAGUUCCAGCAACCAUAGGCAUCAUCGAGGGUCGGGUGAAGAUAGGGCUUGAGCCGCGCGAGCUUGAGUAUCUGGCGGAUGUGAAGAACAACCCGUCCAUAGCCAAAAUAUCGAGACGUGAUAUAGGACCUGCUAUCGCCCAAAAGAGAGACGGUGGAACGACAUGCAGCGCGACGUUGAUUUUUGCAGCGUUGGCUGGUAUCAAGGUCUUCGCAACCGGAGGUCUAGGAGGGGUACAUCGCGGAGGCGAACAGUCUAUGGAUGUGUCCGCGGAUCUGCAUGAGCUCACGAGAUGUCCUGUCGGGCUUGUGUCUGCCGGAGUGAAGUCGAUCUUGGAUAUCGGACGAACGUUGGAGUAUCUUGAAACGCUUGGUGUACCGGUCUUAUCCUACGGUGACACCAACGACUUCCCAGCGUUCUACAGCAGACGUAGCGGCUUUAAGAGUCCUUGGAGAAUAGAUGAUCCUAUUACUGCUGCGCGAGUCCUCUUCACACAGGACCACUUAGGCAUGAAGAAUGGAGUGCUCUUCGGUGUUCCUAUACCAGAACAAUAUCAGGCGAUCGGCGAGAAGCUCCAAGAGUCCGUCGAGCAAGCAGUGAGGGAAUCAGAGGAGAAUGGUGUCAGCAAACUUGGGAAGGAAGCAACACCGUGGCUUCUCAAACGAGUAGGCGAGCUGACAGCAGGAAGAUCCCUAACCAGUAACGUUGCACUAAUUGAGAACACUGCACUCAUCGGUGGUCAAAUUGCAGUUGCUUAUGCAGAGCUAGCGAGUCAGGAGCCGCGCCAGACGUCUGAGAAGCUUUAUCCCUCCCUUAUUCCCCAGCCCACGGCUCCGGUAGAGAUAAAGUCUCAAAAUUCUCUGACUCCUGAGGCUGCACUGGCUAUCUUCGGGUGCGCUGCUGUAGACAUUACUGCUCAGGCAGACCCUUCUAUUGCAAACACUUCCAUCGCCGUUCAUAGCACGGUUCCGGGUAGCAUAUCCCUGACACUGGGCGGUGUUGCACGCAAUCUCGCUGAAGCCGCACACCGGGUGCUCGAGUCGCAGUCUCCUGACAGCGCGAAGUCCGUCGUCUUGGUGUCUGCCGUUGGAUGCGAUGCAUUCGGUCGACUGCUCGUCAAUGAGACGGAAAGUAUGGGAAUGCGAACGGACGGACUGGUUACUUUGGAUGGGGCACGCUCUGCCAUCUGCAACAUGGUGCUGGACAGCACUGGAGGUCUGACAACCGGUGUUGCAGACACGGACAUCACGUUGUCAUUAGAUCGAGAAGCGACUCGAGAAGCACUGCGCAAACACCGGCCUCGUCUCGUUGCGAUUGAUGGCAAUCUGUCGCCGGAGACAGUCACAACGCUAGUGGAUGCAUGCCACCAGGACGAUAUAGCGACCUUCUACGAACCGACAUCGGUCCCCAAGUCAAUCAACAUAUUCCCUGCUAUCGCAGCAUCCCUCGGCCACGCUGACACAACAUCCUCAGCCAUCUCAUAUGCAGCGCCAAACAUACUGGAACUCGCGCGCAUGUACGAGGAGGCUGUUGCCGGAAAGCUCGAGCUGACCGCUCAUAGCCACUGGUGGAAGGUGGUCGACGACAUGGCCGUCGGUUCUGAAUUCCGCAUGGACUUGCAACAGCUGGCACGACUAGAUGCAUGCACACACGACCGUGCUAAGGGUACACUAUCAUUUCUAGUCGACAAAGGCAUAGCCCAAAUGGCCAUCCAUCUCCUUCCCUUCUUCCAACACCUCAUCAUCAAGUGCGGCGACCGCGGCGUCAUCACCGUCUUCCGUAUAACCGGGGAGCAGGCGAAAUCGUCGUCGUGGAUGCAGGAACGUACCAACGUGCACAAGCGUUGUGUCGUUGGCAAGAGCAGGGAAGGGGCCGGCGUUACUGUGCUGAAGCACUACCCCGCCCUGAUUGUGCCCAGCGAGAAGAUCGUCAACGUGACGGGCGCAGGCGACUCCUUCGUAGGCACUACAUUGGCUACGUUGGUGCACAAGCCAACUGUCUUCCACGACCCGGACUCGUUAGACGAGCUUAUGGCACAAGCGCAGAAAGCCGCGGUACUCACAUUACAGAGCCAGCAUGCGGUCUCGCCCCUCCUUUCCAAACUGUACCGUACACAUCUGCCUGAGCUAAUGUAG